This is a messenger RNA of Ceratotherium simum simum (southern white rhinoceros), 692 nucleotides long. It is a transcript of the gene SPMIP3, whose product is annotated as sperm microtubule inner protein 3. The record is from RefSeq and is a predicted model, not a curated record. NCBI's taxonomy places the organism in Eukaryota, Metazoa, Chordata, Mammalia, Perissodactyla, Rhinocerotidae.
CGCCUUCAUCAUGGCUGCCGUCCGGCUACGUGAAAUCAUUGACCGCCGGCCAGUGAUCCCACCCAGUGUAUUCAUUGCUCGUCAAGGAAGGGACGUUCAAGGCUAUUACCCUGGGCAGCUGGCAAGAGUCCAUCCUGAUUACAGUGUGAACAGAUCUCUCAGACCUCUCACAGAUUUGGCAAUUCCACCCAAGAGAAAAAGUCAGUGUCAACCUCAAUUAGACCAACACACUCUCAUUCGAUAUAUUUGUUUUCAAAGACAUUCAAAGCCUGCAGAACCAUGGUAUAAAGAAACCACUUACCAACGAGACUAUUCUCUGCCGUUUUACAAGAUGGAUUGGGACCAGAAAUUAGCCACCGUUUCAUCGAAUCCUAGACCACUUAAUUCACUGCCGGAGCUCUACUGUUGUGAAAAGAGGCAGCUUUGAAAGAAAAGCUUUUUAACUACAGUGGCCAUGGCAUUUGAACAAAACAACCCGCGGUGUUCUUAGGUGACUCUUUGAAACUAAAAUAAUGGUAACAAAACUUCUGUUAAUUUAAGUGUGUAUCCAGAUGGCUACAAUCCUAAAAUAUUUACAUGUUGGAAAUUCUUUUCAGAUCAAGUGGGUCAGCCUAGGGCAGGGAAUCAUGAUCCAGCCUUAAGAGGACUUGUCAUCUGUUCUUAGCCCCAAGACUAGUCUUGUUGCCAGUGCU